Molecule: messenger RNA, 640 nt
Organism: Saccostrea cuccullata (small rock oyster)
Lineage: Eukaryota; Metazoa; Mollusca; Bivalvia; Ostreida; Ostreidae
Exons: 2
Source: RefSeq, a predicted model, not a curated record
AUGGAAAACAUCAGAUCAGAAAUGAAGACUGACGGUGAGUCCCUGAAAAGUCUGGUGGACACAGUUGUAUCUGAGAACAUGAAGCAGCUAGACCUGAUAGAGCAAUCACUGUUAGAGGAUCUAAAUACCCAAGACAAGACAUUUGACAAUUACAUCACUUAUCUUAAUUACCUGGCGAAUGAACUUAACAUAUGCCUAUCCCCUACAGAGCCCCACAAAUUAAUGUUUGCAAAGAAACCAAAGAUCCAUUUCUUACUAGAAACAACAAAACCAGCCACACCAGGGUUUACUGCUGGCCAAUACAGCAAAAGUGAUGUCACCAAAUUACUUGGUAAAAUACGAAUCCCCAAAACCGAAGGAGAGAAAAGAGAAAUUAAGUCCAUGGACAGUGUUUACAAUACAGCAAUGAAACCUACACAUCAACAAAUGAAAGAAAACAAUAAGAAAUCUACAGUGAAACAAACAUUGUCCCUAUCUUCCUCUGUAACCAAGGUCAGACUUGCGUCCACUCAGCAUACACUCCUCCCAAAUCAACAGGGACUUACUGGUGGGGAUGAGGAAGAGAGGCUAAAGUCACCAGGUACAACAAGACAGGAAAAGAAUUACAGAACAUACAGAGGAAUAACAAUGGACAGGAACU